Molecule: messenger RNA, 1238 nt
Organism: Catharus ustulatus (Swainson's thrush)
Lineage: Eukaryota; Metazoa; Chordata; Aves; Passeriformes; Turdidae
Gene: ROPN1L
Product: rhophilin associated tail protein 1 like
Exons: 6
Coding region: 512-1168 (218 amino acids)
Source: RefSeq, a predicted model, not a curated record
UGUCAGUGACUUCCUCCGUAAGAUGCCAACUUCAGCCUAUUACGGUGCUCACAUCACUUUUCAACUGAGUGCAUUAAUUCUUUCCUUGCCUUCCCGUAUGCUUGUGUAAAAGUCUUCACAGCAGCUGCAGUAUUCUUCAGAGAACUCUAAAAAGCCUCACAAAGGCCUGUACCUCACAAAGCACAAAUUACUGGGGUUUGAUUGCCUGGCAUGCUGAUCAGCAUCAUUUUGUUUCCUUGGACGUCACUCCGUUUUUUUGUGUCUAGAUUGGAAAAGUUUUGUGAUAAGGGUCAGUGUUCUUAUUGUUUGCCUUGGGAAUAAUGGCCACUGUACAGCCUGGGCAAUGGGUGACGUUCUUGGCAGAAAUGAUGGUACAAACAGUAAAAACAUUAAACAAGGAAUUGAGUCUUGGUAGUGUAAUGAAAUUCAGGAUGCAAAAUGAGAGAAGCUGUUUUCUGAAGCAUGAGGAAACAACUUUUACGAAGUAUAAUGGUGCUUGUAACUGGACACCAUGCCUCUUCCGGAAACCAUGUUCUGUGCUCAGCAGAUCAAAAUCCCCCCAGAGCUACCUGAUAUUCUGAAGCAAUUUACUAAAGCUGCUAUUAGGACUCAGCCUUUUGAUGUUUUGCAGUGGGCAGCUGCGUAUUUUUCAGCCUUGUCUAAAGGUGAACCCCUUCCUGUGAAGGAGAGGCUGGAAAUGCCUUUAGCAGUAGAGAAAAAAGAUGCUGGUUUGACCCCAGGACUCCUUAAGGUGUUGCACAAACAGCUUUCUUCCAAAGGCACAGUGACCAUUGCAGAACUGAGGGAAAAAUGGAAGCAUUUGGGCUUGCCAGAGGAGCAACUGGGAGCUAUCCUGCAACUGGACAAUUUUGGUGAGGAGGUGGAAUGGAUGAAGUUUCUGGCACUUGGGUGCAGCGUGCUUGGUGAGUCCUUACUGACUUCCCUGAAACAGGCUUGCGAGAUCCUAACAAGAGACCCAGAAGGUGGAGCUGCUCGAAUUCCCUUCGAAACAUUCUCAUUCCUUUAUUUGUAUUUGGCCGAUAUUGAUGGAGAGAUAUCAAAGACAGAAACUACAGCAUUCCUCCUAGGAAUUAAAGAACAAGCGGACAAACACUCUGGCAUGGUCCUGAUCAGACACUUCCUGCCAUACUCCUUCAUAUUUUAUUGAUCAACCCUACUCUUCAGCAUGAGGUGAGAGGGAAAAAAAAAGGAAGGAAUAAAUAAGUUCAAGAAAAUAA